Danio rerio (zebrafish) is the source of this 2281-nucleotide messenger RNA. The record is from RefSeq and is a predicted model, not a curated record. Lineage: Eukaryota; Metazoa; Chordata; Actinopteri; Cypriniformes; Danionidae.
CGCCCACUCGUGACGUCAGCGCAAAUAGGAAGAGGACAGCAUGAAGGUGGACUGGCUGUUGUUGUUGUGUCUGUUUAGUCAAUGACAGGUCAAUGUUGAUCGUGUUUGAAUGGCGGAAUCAAACAGCUGGAGGUCUCACCGGGAGUCCGACGGGAACAGAUCGAUUCCGAACGGCGACGACGCCCGCAAUGUCCGGGAAACCGGAGUACAGACCGAUGCCAAAGUACAAGGUCAGGGGCCUCGACUAUCCAAAGCCAACCUCUUCACACUGUUGAGUCUAUGGAUGGAGCUUUUCCCAAAGAGAGAAGCCUGUCAACAAGAAAACGAUGCUGCUGGAGUAAGUGGUCUUGUGGUGGUCCACGAGUGCAGAGUUUUGGGUCUGCAUUGCUCCAGUGCUCAGUUACACGCAGGACAGGUGGCUGUGGUCAAACAUGGACCCAGACUGAAGAGCUGUGAGCUCUACUUCUCCAGAAAACCCUGUUCAACAUGCCUGAAGAUGCUCAUCAAUGCGGGAGUGAGCCGGAUCUCCUACUGGCCUGGUGAUGCUGAGCUCAGCCUGCUGUCUGAAAGCCUCCAUCACGGCAGCUCGUCUGCUCUUCAGGAAGCUGUUCUGGACGCCACUGCAGCAGAACGCCUGAAGUCCAACAGCAGACCUCACAUCAGCGUGCUCCUGCAGCCCCUGGACUGCACCGUCCUGCAGUUCCUGGACGAAACCUCACAAAACGCAGACUUUCUUGGGAAGAUCGUUGCGGACAAUCCGGCGCUGGACACUGGAGAUAUCUACCGGAGGGAAUUUUGGAACAACUCGGACAACUUCUUAGAGAAGUUCUUCAUAAGCGAUGAGGAGCGGCAUAAGUAUGUGCUGAACAAGAUGGGGCUGGAGAACUUUUGCAUGGAACCAAAUUUUAGCAACCUGAGGCAGCAUAUGAGGAAUCUGAUACGGAUCCUGGCGUCUGUGGCCUCUAGUGUUCCCGCUCUUCUAGAAGAUUACGGUUUCUUCAUGAGGGAGCCUGUUGGGAUGGGUUCUCCAGGUUUACCUCAGGAUGUCAUACGACACUGUGUCAUACAGGCCCGCUUACUGGCGUGUAGAACAGAGGAUCCUAAAGUUGGAGUCGGUGCAGUUAUUUGGGCAGAGGGAAAACAGUCACAGUGUGAUGGCACGGGUCAGCUUUAUCUAGUGGGCUGCGGAUACAACGCUUAUCCAGUGGGCUCACAGUACGCAGAGUAUCCUCAGAUGGACCACAAGCAGGAGGAAAGACAGAACCGGAAAUACAGAUACAUCCUUCACGCAGAGCAGAACGCACUCACGUUCAGGAGCGCAGAGAUCAAAGCAGAGGACAACACCAUGAUGUUUGUGACCAAGUGCCCGUGUGACGAGUGUGUCCCUCUGAUUGGCUGCGCUGGAAUAAAGCAGAUCUACACCACUGACCUGGACAGCAACAAAGUCAAACACGACAUCUCAUACCUCAGGUUCAACAAACUCAACGGCGUCCAAAAGUUCAUCUGGCAGCAGAGAUCUUCCAUUAGAAACACUUCAGAACAAGAUGCUCUCCCUACAGCAAGUGUGUUUUGUUUUAUUUCUACAAAAAUAAUACAUAUAUGGCAUGUGAAUUAUUGUUUAUUAGUACCUGAAUCCUUAAUUUCCAUGGUAAAAUCUAUAAUAUUUGUUGUUUUUUCUUUGCAGAUGGUUGCUUUAAACGAAAAGACGAGGAAAGCAGUUUUAAGUGCAAUAAAAGACCGCGAUCUUAGAUGAUAUUUUAAAAGCUGCUUUUCUGUCUGCAUAGCAGCAACAUUUUCAGAUACAGCAAUUAAUACUGUACAUCAGAAACUGUCCAACACCCUGAUGAUGAAGAACAGUUGAACCUGCCGUCCUCAUAUGCUGCAUGAUGCAAAUCAGCAAAGUGUUUAUGUUUAGCGUACUGUAAAUGCAUUUCAGAGACCAGGUUUGGGGACUUUGGGGUUUUAUAAUUGCGCAUUAAUUGUCAAAUUGACAAGAUAACCGUUUCAUCAUGUGCUCGUGUGAAAUAUAUUUAUUGAAAAUGGAGAAUUUAAUUUACAUAGCACAAAUUUGCACUAUUGCAUUUUUUUGGGGGGAAAAAAUGAGUCAAUGAUGCUGCUAAUGCUUCACUUGAUCUUUAUUGAUACGGUACUUUUAGCAUUUCAGAUGAAAACCGCACCGGUGUUUGUAGUAGGAAAGAUUUUGACUUCAUAUUGUGAACACACGGUUUGGCAUUUUCAAUGUAAAGGCUGACAAAUAUUCAAUAAAUGUGGCUCAGACGGA